Mugil cephalus (flathead mullet) is the source of this 6559-nucleotide messenger RNA. It is a transcript of the gene nfatc3a, whose product is annotated as nuclear factor of activated T cells 3a. The record is from RefSeq and is a predicted model, not a curated record. The transcript is spliced from 10 exons. Gene Ontology annotation, molecular function: transcription factor binding; DNA-binding transcription factor activity, RNA polymerase II-specific; RNA polymerase II cis-regulatory region sequence-specific DNA binding. Gene Ontology annotation, cellular component: transcription regulator complex. The coding region runs from base 475 to 3783 and encodes 1102 amino acids. Gene Ontology annotation, biological process: cytokine production; regulation of transcription by RNA polymerase II; calcineurin-NFAT signaling cascade. Lineage: Eukaryota; Metazoa; Chordata; Actinopteri; Mugiliformes; Mugilidae.
GGGAUAGGAGCUCCGGAGAGAGAGAGAGAGAGAGAGAGCGAGAGAGAGAGUCGGACCGGAGGAGGAGAGAUAGAGAUACGGGGAACGGGACGAAAAUAACUGUUCGUCGGUUUUUAAACGCGGGGAAAAAACACUUCUCCGUUGCCCACGGUGGGUCGGGAGACACAGAGAAACCGUGAAACCGGGAGAGGCGGAGGGGGCAGGCGACUUUCUCUCAAGUUGAAGCCAGAAUUUCGCUCGUCAAGUGCCGGAGGAAGAGGCGGCAGCGACCGUGUUUUGGACUUGUCAGGCGAGGGAGAGGGGAAGCACGAGCUCGGGAGCGUGCGUGGCCGAGAGCUCGCGGAUGAUAUGAGCAAAAGUUGAAGUUUGUCGUCGCGGCAGUCGGUAAAUGUUGUGACAUUUGAGGACAGACGUGAAUUUGCUCCAGCGGUCGACGGUCGAGUGGCGGGGUAAAAACCCGAGCUGUCAAACCCGAUGACUACUGCAAACUGCCCCGGGAAUGAGGAGCUGGAGUUCAGACUGAUCUUCGGGGAGGACGGGCAGCAGCAACCGCUAGGCCCCGCAGAUCUGGAGCCUGAUGACAACACAUCGUUCUACAUCCUAAAUGUGGGCCAGUCCCAGUCUAUGGUCACCAACCACCAGUCUAUUGGCCUUCCUCGUCAUGGCAUGCAGUCACACUCCCACGUCAUCAACACUUCACCACGCCUUCAGUCGCACAAACUGGGAUCUGAGCCCCCCAGUUAUGAGGCACACGACUCCAAAUAUGGCACAUCCCCCUUACUGCCCUCUGUUCCUGUGGAGGCACCGAAGGCCUUUGAGUGCCCCAGCAUUCAGAUCACCUCCAUCUCCCCAAGCUGCCAGCAGGAGAUGGAUGCCAGUGAGGACGACCUAAGGGCCAACGGUCCUGAUGGGGACUACCACGGCGACAGGCCCUUGUCCAGAGACCACCUGUAUUUGCCGCUGGACCACUCGUACCGGGACUCUUCGCUCAGCCCAAGUCCAUGCAGCAGCCUCUCCUCCAGGAGCUGGUUCUCUGAUGCUUCCUCUUGUGAAUCAUUCUCACAUGUCUAUGAUGAUGUUGACUCAGAGCUGAACGAAGCAGCUGCCCGGUUCACGCUGGGCUCCCCUCUUACUUCCCCAGGUUGCGUCUCGCCUCAAACCGGUGGCGGCGUUUUGGAGGAGCAGCCCCACUGGCAGCACCACCACCCUCCGUUUGUGCACCACUCCCACUCCAUCAGCCUGUCUCCCAGACAGUCCCCCUGCCAUUCCCCUCGCACCAGUGUCACUGAUGAAAAUUGGCUUAGUCCGCGCCCCCCCUCCAGGCCUUCCUCGCGUCCCACGUCGCCCUGUGGGAAGAGGCGGCACUCUAGCGCUGACAUCUGCUAUCCCGGCUCAUUGUCUCCUCAUCACUCACCCUCACCUACGCCGGGACCUUCACCUAGAGGCAGCGUGACGGAGGACACUUGGGUUGGCAGUCCCUCUGUGGGCAUGUCGCCCUUUCAGUGCUGCCCAUCUGAGGCAGAUAUCCCCUCCAAGACGAGGAAGACAUCGCAGGACAGAACAGCUAUGCAGACUGGGAAAGGGGAGCUGGUGCUCGACGACCAAGGAAAUAUGUCUCCUAAACUAGACUCUCCUUCAGAUGAGACCAUGCACGGUCUGAAGAAGGACGGGCCUGUGGAACAGUUCCUCUCAGUUCCCUCCCACUUCUCGUGGAAUAAGCCGAAGCCUGGUCAUACACCUAUAUUCAGGACUUCCUCUCUGCCUCCUCUAGAUUGGCCACUGCCGAGCCAGUUUGGCCAGCAUGAACUGAAGAUAGAAGUGCAACCCAAAGCCCACCACAGGGCGCACUAUGAGACGGAGGGCAGCCGAGGAGCCGUCAAAGCUGCGUCUGGUGGCCAUCCAAUCGUGAAGCUCGUUGGCUACAGCGAGAAGCCUGUCAAUCUACAGAUGUUCAUCGGAACGGCAGAUGACCGGUACCUGAGGCCACACGCUUUCUACCAGGUGCACCGGAUCACGGGGAAAACUGUGGCCACGGCCAGCCAAGAAAUUCUGGUCUCCAGCACCAAAGUCCUCGAAAUUCCACUCCUUCCCGAAAACAACAUGUCAGCCAGUAUUGACUGUGCCGGGAUUCUUAAGCUGCGGAACUCAGACAUCGAGCUGCGUAAGGGGGAGACGGACAUAGGAAGGAAGAACACGCGGGUCCGCGUGGUGUUCAGAGUGCACAUCCCUCAACCCAACGGGAAGGUGCUGUCGCUGCAGGCCGCCUCCAUUCCUGUGGAGUGCUCCCAGCGUUCGGCUCAAGAACUGCCCCAAGUUGAGAAAUCCAGCCUGACCAGCUGUCUGGUCAGUGGGGGAGAAGAGAUGGUCAUCAGUGGCUCCAACUUCUUCCCCGAGUCCAAGGUCAUCUUCCUGGAGAAAGGCCCUGAUGGACGACCUCAAUGGGAAGUUGAGGCAAAAAUAAUCCGUGAGAAAACUCAAGGCUCGUGCAUUGUGGUGGAGGUCCCCCCCUACCACAGCAAGACCGUGAGCUCAGCGGUGCAGGUGCAGUUUUACGUCUGCAACGGCAAGAGGAAAAGGAGCCAAUCACAGCGCUUCACGUACCUUUCAGUCAUGGUUAAACAGGAGCACAGAGAAGAGCUGGACCUUCCUGCCGGACCCCCUAUUUCCAUGCCCCUGGCACAUGCUGCCGGUCUGGUGCGCACCCAGCUGCCUUCUCCUGAGCAGGGCCACCCAUCGGAGAACCUUCUGUCCAGCUCCCCUCACGGCCUGGCCGCGGGCUCCGGACCUGGCCUGCUACCCCUGCAGGCUCCCUGCUCCUCCCUGGGCUCCCCGUCUUUCCAGCACCUGCCUCACCUCCAGGGCCACAGUUUGCACCACCCCCCUGCUGACUGCCACAUGACGUUCCACCCGAGCCCGGCUCCUGCUCCUCUCUCCGCUCCUCCCAGGCCCUCCUACCAGCCCAUGCAGCACAGCCACGGCCACGGUCACAGCCUGCCCUUCAACGGCCAGCCGAGCCUCUCUCCUCAGGGCUAUGAGAGGAUGCCCUUUCAGCAGAGCCCGAGUUCAGCGUCGCAUCCGAUGGGCAUGGGGAUGGUGUACCCCUCCUCGCCUUGCUCCUCACCAUCAGCACCCUCCUCCUCAGCCACCAACCCCAUUUGUGGAUCCCCCCAGAGCCAACAGCCUCUGCUCACCCCGUCAUCCCCACACAUGCACGCACUCGGAGGCUAUCAUUGCUCCCCGAACCACACCCAGGGGCCCCCUCCAGUAAGUGGGCACCCGCUCACUGGGCCACACUCCUCACAGCUGCAGAGGGCCAUGAGCUACCACCCAGUAGGUCAAAGGUCAUCUUCUUGUCCCACACCGUCCAGUGCGCCUCCUCCGCGGAUGAUCCCCUCUCCCCACUCCGGUCCUUCCUCUCCUCAGCUCCACUCGCUGCCCUACCAGUCCCCCACCUCAUCUUCCCCCACUUCCGGUGGCAGCCCUCUGGGAGCUCUGCAACAGCAGCAUUCAGGACAACCUUCUCCCCAGGCCACAAGCCCAGUCAUGACCAGCCUGUCCCCAGUAGCAGUGGGAACUCUGGUUCAUCCUCUGAGCCCUCAGGGGCCCUUCCCCUCAGACGGGGAGAGGCUGAACAUUAAGCAGGAGCCAGAAGACAGGGAGCCCACCUUCCGCUCGAUCGGCCUGCAGGACAUCACACUGGAUGAUGUUAACGAGAUCAUCGGCAGAGACAUGUCCCAGUCCCCCAGCACCCACGGUCCUCCGUCCUCACUCAACCAGUCGUAGGUGGGACGCAGCCUCGUGGGCUCGCGCUCCGUCACCCCCCCGGCUCUGAACCCUGAAGACCCCACAGCUCUACGAUGGAGCCAGCUCCUACAGAGAACAGACAGAGAAUCUGCCGAAACCUCUCGGGACGUCCAAGACACUGAUUUCAUUUACGCCGUUUCUCCCGUUUCGGAGACGUAGACGCAGAACUCCCGCGCAUUCAUAACAGAAAUGGGAGCGGGAGUGCAAACCGUAGCCACGUCCACGUUAGAGCGACGGCGACGACGCAGAGCCUUCAAAGCGCCGCUGUCUUCCCGACCAAUCAGCUCUGUGAGUCUGGAGUCCCACCUUUCCUUCGUCAGGGAGCGGAGCGGAGCGCGUGGUCGUCGCCCUCUCACCAGCAUCGACCCUCAUGAAUGAAUCCGUCUCGUCACUCGUAGUAAUAAGCGACACCCAGGGGUGCGCAGUGUUGUCACGGGGGAGCCAGAGCUGGCUUUCUGUUCAGGAGGCUGUUUCUCAGGCACCGUUGUUUUAAAAAAAAAAAAAAAAAAAAAAAAAAAAACACAAACUCCCAGAAUGCUCCUUAACAUUGCGAGUUAGCUUGAGUCGACAUCAGCAACAGUGUGACUGAAAAACAUUUCAACUAUUAGCCAUGAAGUUUAAUUACGGCGCUCAGACCAUCGCGGUGGCCGUCACCAGUAAAAGAAAAAGAGAACCUGUCACUUUCACGUCGUCUCGUUGAACUUUUCUGUCCGGCUACGCCACUUCAGCGUCCACGCACUCUUGUUGUUCGUCCCUUUUAAACGAUAAAAGCAGCUCUGGUCUCGGAUCUGCAACAUUCCACAACUUUUAGUUCGUGUCCUUGCAGCCGUGUAGAUAACUGUACAUUAAUCCUCACCUCCCCUUCCCUCUCUCUCUCUCUCUCUCUCUCUCCCGCGUUUCUUCUUCAAGUUGAACAAAUGCCUUAUUAACUUUUAGCAGCUUUGAAUGGUAGCGAAAGCUUUUUGUUGUUGUUGUUGUUUUGCACAGCAGGCUUUAAGUUUGACAAUGACGCUUUUUUGAAACAGAUCUGCAAGUCGGGUCAAGCGGACGCGGUCUGAUGAGGACGCCCGUCGGUUCUGUGCGACAGAGAAGUGUUUCUAUUGGUCCACGGAGACAGAGCCGUCUGCCUCGGAAAUUUUCAUUCUUGCAAUAACUCCCCCAAUCUCCCAGGGGCCUUCGUGUGCCUUCUAUUUCCCAGCAGCCACCACGCCUCUAACGGCGUGACAGCCUAGGCAACAUGCAACGGGAAAUGAUCUGACAAAGUAUUUUAUACGUAAAAAAAAAAAAAAAGAAACAGUGUCUAUGUAUUGAAUUCAUGUAUUGUGUCCCUUAAACAAGGCAAAAUCCCAAAGUCCAGAUUUCACGAUCGCAGACUUCUCCAGAGCGGUUCCCGGAACUGCACCUCCUCCUCCUCACGACGCCGCACUCGGUCGCGUUCCCGUCCUGACAGAUGUGCAGCAAUAACACGCGUCUCCGGACGUGACGCGGACGCAAACAGAUUCUGAUUUGAAGAUUCCCGUUGGCUUUUUUCCGCCUUAAGCUUGACAACGAUGCUCCUGCGCUUGAGAGGAUUGUUGCGGUUUUGAAGUCAGAUUCCAGGUGAAAAUUAUUCUGCUAUGCAUUCGAAUUCUAAUGCCUGAUGCCUUUAAAAGAGAAAAACACACACAAAAAAAAAAAAAAAAAAAGACCUCGAUGCCUGUAGAAGUAGAGAGUAGACCUGUUGUUAGAGGCUUGAUUGACUCUGAUCUGAGCAUCCUGGAUUUGUCCGUCAGCUUUGUAGAGGACACGGUGGAGCAUCUUCUACGGUUCAGUUGUGUCUGUGUGUGUCUGUGCGUGUGUGUGUAUGAAUGGUUGGUGAUCGUACCAAAUAUGCUGUACAGAAUACAGGAAGUUUAUUCUCGACAACAGGAGUACACACGUAUUUAGGCUAUGCAACAAUAACAGCAGCAAAUCUGAGAUAGGAAUUAUGAGAUUAUAAAGUACUUGUAGAGUCGCUUAUGAACUCCACAGGAAAAGCAAAGCUGAUAGUGAGAGUAUCGUGUCAUUAUGUAAACUAUUAGGAUGCCUUAACUCUUGUUUGAAAACCAGUUUGUCAGUGUGUCUGUAUGUAUGCUGUUCUCGGGUGAUUAUUACCCCCCAUGACUAUGACGUGAGUCAGUAACUAUUAUUAUUAUUAUUAUUAUUAUUACUUCUGUUGGAUUUUUAGGGGCACAGGGUGGACCGCGAGGGAUGGGUGGGAGAAGGGAGAUGGCUAUUUGAAAAAGAAAAAAAAGGAAAAACCAAACAAAACCAGCAUUGACAGUAAACUCUGGCUGCCGUCUUCUUCUGUCACAACCAAAGACCGAACAAUAUGUUCCCAUUUUACAUAAUAGUAAAGCAACAGAGACUGUACAACUCUAUUUUUGAUACUUUGAAAUGGAUGUCAUUCCUAAAAGGUUGGGGACAUGAGUGUCUACAUAUACGUCUAUCUGUAUAUAAUCUAUAUAUAUAGAUAGAUUUAUAUAUGUGUGUAUAUAUACAUAUAUAUAUACAUACAUAUAUAGAUAUAUAUGAAAUUGUUUUGUAAAAUAAAAGGGAAAUACAGGUUUAGCUGAUGUUUACCAAGCCUUGUAUUGUCAUUUCUUGUAUAUUUUGUAUGUUUCAAAUUUUGUAAUUUUUAAGACUGCAGUGCUUUUUGAAAUUAUUCAAAGGGAAUAAUACCUUGCAUCAUACUGUAGGCUCUGAAGUAGUGUAUGUCAAUAAAACAGAAAACUCA